Messenger RNA from Talaromyces rugulosus, 2496 nucleotides. RefSeq lists its product as uncharacterized. Gene Ontology annotation, biological process: cell motility; intracellular signal transduction; phosphatidic acid biosynthetic process. The record is from RefSeq and is a predicted model, not a curated record. NCBI's taxonomy places the organism in Eukaryota, Fungi, Ascomycota, Eurotiomycetes, Eurotiales, Trichocomaceae. Gene Ontology annotation, molecular function: D-type glycerophospholipase activity. The transcript has 8 exons. Bases 1 to 2496 code for a protein of 831 amino acids.
AUGGACCACUUGAAGGAAAAAUUCCACAAUACCAGUCUGCACGACGUAAAAGCAAAAGCGUCGCAUUUCAAAAGCAAGGUCGGCAAGAUCGAGAAUCUGUUCAACCCCAACCAUCGCCAUGACGAGGCCCACGAGCAAGAAACAGACCGCAAGCGCACUGCCAUUGCCGAAUCGCACCGAUUCCAGUCCUUUGCGCCAGAGCAUGAUGGAAACCGCGUAAAGUGGUAUGUCGAUGCGCAGGACUACCUGUGGGCAGUCUCGGUAGCGCUUGAUCGCGCCCAGGAGACUAUCUAUCUGGAAGACUGGUGGAUUUCGCCAGAGCUGUUCAUGCGUCGACCGCCGUUCUACAACCAGGAAUGGAGGCUGGAUCAGAUUCUCAAGCGCCGCGCCGAAGCCGGUGUACAAAUCUAUGUCAUUGUGUAUAAAGAAGUUGAACAAGCACUUACUUGCAAUUCUGCACAUACGAAAAAUGCUUUAAGAGACUUGUGUCCCGAAGGUACGAAGGGUGCUGGGAAUAUCCAUAUCCUGCGACACCCCGACCACAACAUGUUUGAGAAUAUGGGAGAUAUGACCUUCUACUGGGCACACCACGAAAAAUUUGCCAUAAUCGACCACUCUGUUGCGUUUAUCGGUGGCAUUGAUCUCUGUUUCGGUCGAUGGGACAACAACCAGCACCCGCUGUCUGACGUCCACCCUGCCGGUAUCCAGCACGAGGUUUUCCCAGGCCAAGACUUCAACAACAACCGUAUCAUGGACUUUCAGAGCGUGAAUGACUGGCAAAACAACGAACUCAACAAAACUGAUUACGGACGCAUGCCCUGGCACGAUGUUGCAAUGGGCCUGACAGGUGACUCUGUCUACGAUAUCGCCGAGCACUUUAUCCUCAGAUGGAACUGCGUGAAGCGAGACAAAUAUAAGCGAGAUAACAAAGUCGACUGGCUGAUGCUUGAAGGCCGUGAGGAAGAUAUUACUGCCGUUCAACGUCCAAAAUAUCCCUGCGGAGACUAUAUUCAGCAUCCAUUGACGCCCUUGAGCUCCAAGCCUCGUGGAGACCAGGGCACAGUUCAUGCACAAAUUGUUCGAAGCAGUGGAGACUGGUCAUCGGGGAUUUUGACGGAACACAGCAUCCAAAACGCAUACUCGGAGCUCAUUCGGAACGCUCAGCAUUAUGUCUACAUCGAAAAUCAGUUCUUUGUCACUGCAACCGGGGACCAGCAAAGCCCUGUCGAAAACACCAUCGGCCGUGCCAUAGUCGAUGCAGUAGUUCGUGCUAGCAAAGAAGGCAGAAAAUUCAGAGUAAUCAUACUCAUCCCAGCAAUUCCCGGAUUCGCUGGAGAUCUUCGCGAUAAUGCUGCCGCUGGUACUCGUGCGAUUAUGGACUACCAAUACAAGGGCAUUCUCCGUGGAGAGCACUCUAUCUUCGAACAAGUCAAAGCACAGGGUGUCGACCCAACAGAGUACAUAUUUUUCUUCAACCUGCGGUCAUAUGAUCGUAUUAACAAGACGGCAAAGCUAGUAGAGCAAGAAGAGUUGUCCGGUGUACGAUACCAAGACAUCCAGCGCGCUGAAGCCGAGGAAAUCAUGAGCGAGAGUAUCCAUCCUAGUGUCGGCAAAGAUGGUGAUCGCAAAGAAAAGGACUACUCUGACCAGAGCGCGGAUUCCUCAGAGGUGGAGAAGAGAGUAGACCAGCUACGACGGUUUGAAGCCCAGCGGGAGAAAGCCUACGGAGAACAAAAGGAAAUCAAAAGCAAAGACUCGAUUGCCGAAAAUGCUAUGCUCAACCAAAAGAAGGUCAGCGAAGAAGUAUGGGAGAAUGAAGACCCCGAAACGGAGAAGGAGAACUUCAUCCAGGAAGAGCUUUAUAUCCAUGGAAAGGUCUGCAUUGUCGAUGACCGGACUGUCAUCUGCGGUAGUGCCAAUAUCAACGAUCGGUCACAACUCGGCAACCGGGACAGCGAAAUAGCUAUUGUCCUGGACGACACCGAUAUGAUUGACAGCACCAUGAACGGUCAGCCAUAUCGCGCCUCUCGCCUCGCCGCAACUCUGCGCCGCCAUCUCUGGCGUGAGCAUCUCGGCUUGCUCCUGCCUCAAGAUCUAGAUGGCACUCACAAUCCUAAUGCCCAGCCACCCACCGACUGUCUCAACGCCGAUAACGAGGGGCCUGAAGACGUCUUCGUCAGCGAUCCCUUGGGAGAGGAACUGUGGGACACAUGGAAGAAGCAAGCCACCACCAAUACCGAGGUGUUCCGCUUUUUGUUCCGAGCAGACCCCGACGACAACAUCAAGACCUUUGAAGACUACGACCAGUUUGCCCCGAGAAAGGCGAUCAAACAGGGUCAUCUGCAUGAUCCAUUCCUGCCCGUGAACAUAGUUCGCUCUAAUCUAGACAAGAUCAAGGGCCAUCUUGUGUGGAUGCCGCUCGAUUUCUUGAAGGAUGCGGAAAUGGCAGAACCAGGGUUGUCUGUCAACCAAAUAACAGUGAGUGUCUAUACUUAG